GGUGGCCGGGCCGGGCCGGGCUGGGCUCGGCCGGGCCAAGGCGAGUGGCGCUAGGGACUGCCGUGCGGGCCUUCCUCCCAUCCGAUCUGUCCCAGCCUGCGGUCACAGGCUAAAAAGAGCUGACCAUACUGCUUGUAAUUAACUGGCGGAAAUUUCAGUUGGAAGCAAUUUGAAUGAUGGCGGCUGAUUCAAAGGGAAAGAGAAGGGGUUCAAGACAGCCAAAAUGUGCUUUCUGUAAACUGAAUAAGGAGGAACAUUGUGGCCAGUUAUUAGUUGCCCAAAGCCAGAAGAUGGCAGCACAUCACAGGUGUAUGUUAUUUUCAUCUGCACUAGUGACUACACAUUCUGAGAAUGAGACUCUUGGAGGAUUCUUGCUUGAGGAUAUUAAGAAGGAAAUAAAAAGAGGAAAUAAACUGAGCUGCUCUUGCUGUCACCGCCCAGGGGCAACAAUUGGAUGUGACGUAAAAACUUGUCGUAGAACUUACCAUUACUAUUGUGCAAAGCUUGACAAAGCUCAAAUAAAGGAAGAUCCAUCUCAGGGGAUAUAUUUGAUUCUCUGCCAAAAGCAUAAAGAAGGUGCAGAGGAUUCCAGCGAGGAUGGUCUCCCAGGAAACCUGACAAUGUGUCCUACAGGUCAUCGAAGAGGUGUUCGGGGAGGACAGAGAGGAAAAAGAAGAGUUCCUAACUCAAAAGAUGAGUCAGAUGAUGCCAUGUCUACAUCCUCCCAAGGAAAAGAUGAAACUAGUUGCAGUUCCUAUAGGGAACGAUCUCCUCACUGCAGCAGUCCCACAAUUACAGGGCCAAAGUGUGGAUUCUGCCAUGCUGGAGAUGAAGAAAACGAGACCAGAGGAAAGCUGCACACCUCAAAUGCUAAAAAGGUUGCAGCACAUUACAAAUGCAUGCUAUUUUCUUCUGGCACUGUUCAACUCACAACUUCAUCUAGAAAAGAUUUUGGUGACUUUGAUAUUAAAACAGUCAUUCAAGAAAUCAAAAGGGGCAAAAGAAUGAAAUGUACGUUAUGCAGUCAAAUUGGUGCAACUAUUGGCUGUGAAAUUAAAGCUUGCAUCAAGACUUACCAUUACCACUGUGCAGUUGAAGAUCGAGCCAAAUUCAUAGAGAAUCUUGACAGAGGGAUCUACAGGUACUGA
This is a messenger RNA of Pristis pectinata (smalltooth sawfish), 1148 nucleotides long. It is a transcript of the gene phf6, whose product is annotated as PHD finger protein 6. The coding region runs from base 174 to 1148 and encodes 324 amino acids. The record is from RefSeq and is a predicted model, not a curated record. Lineage: Eukaryota; Metazoa; Chordata; Chondrichthyes; Rhinopristiformes; Pristidae. Gene Ontology annotation, cellular component: nucleus. The transcript has 10 exons.